GAUUUACUGAUUUUGGCAUUUUGAAUGGGGUCAAGUCAGCUUGUUUCCCGCGAUCGGUCUCACUAUUUUACUGUCAUUGCAAUUUGGAAAUUUUAAGGGUUCUGAUUGCACUUCUCGCUGACCUCAAACAAAUCAAAGAAGACAAUCAAAAUGCUUUUCGAUGGCGAAACCGGCAAUGGGCAAGGUCAGGGCCAGAAUACCCUGAAUCCAUUGGGGCCAGGCCAGGAGGAGCCCGCCCUAUGCGAGCAGUACUAUCUGCUGGGCGAUGGUUCCAUCAUUCUGCGCAACCAUUCCAUCGACUUGUCGAAUCCGCCCCUGAAAUCGCGCUGCUGCCAGCUCCCAACACUCAUCCACGACAUAUGCGUCAACUGCGUGAUGGAUCUCUGCGAGGAGUGUGGCUACUCCUGCGGCGAGUGCGCCAAGUUUAUUUGCCGCAACUGCGUGACUUUAUUGUGAGUUAAGUCCCAGAAGGAAGAAGCAUCCCCCUAGGGAAACCCGUUAGUUUAAAAAUCAAUCGACCAUCAUCUUAUUUCCAGUGGUAAUCGAAUUGAAGAAGAGGAGGAUCCGCUGUGCGAGCACUGCCAGAUGUUCCUCAGCUAGGGCAUCAAACAAUCAAGCAAAUGUCAAAUGUAUUACGUUUUAAAGAAUAUAGAGCUAUAUAGUAUUUAACAUUAGGCAAAAAUCUUUGAUCUAUUCUUCGUUAGCGCUGUGCGAGUACUGCCAGAUGUUCGGCUUCACACAAACAAGCACUCAGCAAGGUCACAGUGCUUGUUAAAUUUUAAGUUCU
This is a messenger RNA of Drosophila melanogaster (fruit fly), 787 nucleotides long. RefSeq lists its product as uncharacterized. The coding region runs from base 151 to 456 and encodes 101 amino acids. The record is from RefSeq and is marked reviewed. NCBI's taxonomy places the organism in Eukaryota, Metazoa, Arthropoda, Insecta, Diptera, Drosophilidae. The transcript has 2 exons.